CUGGCGCUGUGGGCGGCGGGGCCGGCGCUGGGGCUGCGGGGCCGACACCGCAUGCGGACCCGCUUCCCCCGCGGCGGCGGGGCUGAGGCCUGCGGCGGCCUGCGCGGUGUCCCGGCCGCCCUCGGCAACAACACGCACCAGUGCGUCUUCGAUGACCUCAGUGGCUCCGUGUCACUCUCCUGGGUGGGCGACAGCACAGGGGUCAUCCUCGUCCUGACAACCUUCCAAGUGCCACUGGUGAUCAUGAGCUUUGGGCAGUCCAAGCUCUAUCGCAGUGAGGAUUAUGGAAAGACCUUCAAGGACAUCACCAGCCUCAUCAACAACACGUUCAUCCGCACCGAGUUCGGCAUGGCCAUCGGCCCGGACAACUCGGGGAAGGUCAUCCUGACGGGGGAUGUCUCUGGUGGCAGCCGUGGCGGGAGGAUCUUCCGCUCCUCCGACUUCGCCAAGAACUUCAUCCAGACGGACCUGCCCUUCCACCCACUGGUGCAGAUCACCUACCACCCCCAAAACUCUGACUGCCUGCUGGCCCUCAGCACCGAGAACGGCCUCUGGGUCUCCAAGGACUUUGGGGAGAAGUGGGAGGAGAUCCACAAAGCCGUCUGCCUGGCCAAGUGGGGUGCAAAAGACACCAUCUUCUUCACCACAUACUUGAACAACUCCUGCAAAGCUGAUCUGGGCUUGUUGGAGCUGAAGAAAACCACCGACUUCGGCAGGACCUUCAAGGUCAUCGGCACCAAGAUUUAUUCCUUUGGGCUGGGAGGACGCUUCCUCUUUGCCUCUCUUAUGACAGAGAAGGGUACCACGAGGCGUAUUCACGUCUCCCUCGACCAAGGGGACACCUGGAACAUGGCUCAGCUCCCUUCUGUUGGCCAUGGGCAGUUUUACUCCAUCCUGGCUGCCAACGACGACUUGGUCUUUAUGCACGUGGAUGAACCAGGAGACACAGGUUUUGGCACCAUCUACACCUCAGAUGACCGUGGCAUCGUUUACUCCAAGUCUCUGGAGAGGCACCUUUACACCACCACGGGGGGAGAAACCGACUUCACCAACGUCACCUCCCUGCGCGGCAUCUACAUCACCAGCGUCCUCUCUGAAGACAAUUCCAUCCAGUCUGUCAUCACUUUUGACCGUGGUGGGGAGUGGGUCCCGCUGCGCAAGCCCAAGAACACCACCUGUGACUCCACAGCCAGGAGCAGCGAGGAGUGCAGCCUCCACAUCCACGCCUCGUACAGCAUCUCCCAGAAGCUCAACGUGCCCAUGGCGCCUCUGUCCGAGCCCAACGCCGUCGGCAUCGUCAUCGCCCACGGGAGUGUUGGAGGGGCCAUCUCAGUGAUGAGCCCUGACGUCUACAUCUCGGACGACGGGGGCUACACGUGGGCGCGGAUGCUGGAGGGGCCGCACCAUUAUGCCAUCCUGGACUCGGGGGGGCUCAUCGUGGCCAUCGAGCACAGCAGCCAGCCUGUCAACGUCCUGGAGUUCUCCACGGACGAGGGGCAGUGCUGGUACCGUUACACCUUCUCCAAGGAGCCGCUGUUCUUCACGGGCCUGGCCUCGGAGCCGGGCGCCCGCUCCAUGAACCUCAGCGUCUGGGGCUUCCGGGGCAGCUUCCUCUCCCGCAAGUGGGUCUCCUACACCAUCGACUUCAGCCAACUGCUCAGCAGGACCUGUGAGGACAAGGACUACACCAUCUGGCUGGCACACUCCAGUGACCCCAGUGACCCCAGUGACGGCUGCAUCCUGGGCUACAAGGAGCAGUACCGGCGGCUGCGCAAGUCCUCGGUGUGUCAGAACGGGCGGGACUACACCGUGAGCAAACAGCCGUCUGUGUGCCCCUGCACGCUGCAGGACUUCCUCUGUGACUUUGGGUACUAUCGCCCUGAGAACCAGUCCCUGUGUGUGGAGCAGCCCGAGCUCAAGGGCCACGACCUGGAAUUCUGCCUCUACGGGCGCCAGGAGCUGCUGAAAACCAGCGGGUAUCGGAAGAUUCCUGGGGACAAGUGCUCAGGGGGUGAGAGCCCCAGCAGGGAGGAGAAGGACAUGAAGAAGAAAUGCACCAGCACCUUCCUCAGCCCCAGUCAGCUGGCUGCAGCCAGCAGCUCCACUCCCAUCAUCGUGGCCGUGGUGGCCGUGCUGCUGGUCACUGCUGCUGCCACCGUGCUGCUGGUCAAGAAAUACGUCUGUGGGGGCAGGUUCCUGGUCCAUCGUUACUCAGUUCUCCAGCAGCACGCAGAGGCCAACGGUGUGGAGGGGGUGGACUCGCUGGCCCCAGGCCCCCUGAGCACCAAGGGGGGCUACCACGAUGACUCUGAUGAGGACCUCCUGGAGUAGCAGUGACCGUGCUGCAGCUGCUGCUACAUGAAGGACCCCCCACAGGCAGAGCCCCCCCACAGGCAGGACCCCCCCUCCUGCAGGAACGACCCCCCCACAGGCAGGACCCCCCCACCCCUGCUUCCUGCUCAGACUGAGGGUGAUUUUGCUGCUGGGGGGGUAUGGGGGGACACAGACACAAAGGGGUUUAAUGUAACCCCACUUGGGGGUUUCCUUCCAGGGCUGGGGGGGAGCUUUUAGGAUCUUUUACUUUCCCUUUUCUGGACUAUUUUAUUUAGGAAUUGACCCCCCCACGUGGCAACAACGGCCCUGGGGGGGGCUGGGGCUGGGCCAGGUUUGUCUGCACCUCCCAGCCCAAAGCAAUAGGAAGGGGGCUGCCCUGUGCCCCCCUGCAGUUGGAAGGGGGUCCCUAGCACUGGAGGGAGUCCCUAGGACCUGGGGGAGGGUCCCCAUGACUGGGAGGGGGUCCUAAGGGUGGGGGGUGACUCUGCUCUGUGUCUUCCCCCCCCACCCCCAGGCUGGUGUUGGCCGAGGGAAAUGCAGCAAUAAUGACUUGAAGCUUGAAGCUUUGUAAUGAGGGACUAGGGGGGGGUCUCAGCCCCAGCCCCCACCCCCCAGCUGUCAGGGGUGCUGGCAGGAUGAGGGGGGGCUGAGAAGAGGCCCACCCCCUCCCCUUCCCCCAUGCUGGGUCACUCCAGGGGCUGGCAGCUCCCCCCACCCCCCCUGCACCCCGCCAGGUUUUGGUCCCAGCACUGCUAACAGUCUCCUACACUGGAAACCCCCUUUUUGGGGGGGGGACACCCCACAACAUCCCCCCACCUGCAGAACUGUGUGUGGGGGCGGCUCUGCCCCUCCCCUUACCCAAAGUGGGGUGCAAGAGCUUUCCCUACCCCCCCUUCCUCCACCCUUGGGUUGUGGGGUACAGUGGGCUGUGAGUGCAUCAGGAUGGGGGGGUUCCACCCCUCCUCCCCCCCCCCAGCUAUCGCGAUAGGGCCGUGCUGUCAUGACACAGGGCUUCUGCUCUCCCUUCCCCCCUUCCCCUGAGCUUCCCCCACCCCUCAGCAGUGAGAUUUAGGGGUAGGGCACAGCCCCAGCACCUCUUGCAUGUGCUUCAGCGGGGACAGGGAUGGGACAUCACCCUCCCCCAGUAAAAGCCAUAGCCCUGUGCUCCCCUCUCCCCCCCCCUGGCUGUUUUUGGGGAGGGGGGGACACAGCUGGAGGCCAGUGCAGAGCCCUGUAAAUAAACCUGAGUGCUCAGUGCUUUGUAUUGGUACUUUUCUGUAUAUUUGCAAUAUUUGGGUUCUUAGAAAUAAAACCAAACCAGA
Colius striatus (speckled mousebird) is the source of this 3656-nucleotide messenger RNA. It is a transcript of the gene SORT1, whose product is annotated as sortilin 1. Bases 52 to 2331 code for a protein of 759 amino acids. The record is from RefSeq and is a predicted model, not a curated record. Gene Ontology annotation, molecular function: protein binding. NCBI's taxonomy places the organism in Eukaryota, Metazoa, Chordata, Aves, Coliiformes, Coliidae. Gene Ontology annotation, cellular component: Golgi apparatus; membrane. Gene Ontology annotation, biological process: endocytosis; vesicle organization; Golgi to endosome transport. The transcript is spliced from 20 exons.